AGCUCUGAGAAUCACAUGAUGAGAGCUUCUGAAACAGGCUGGACGCUGAAAUGCUGCCUUAGAAAGGUGGAAGCCUCAAUCCUACUAAAAUAAGAAUAAUUUAUGUCAUUAAUGUCUGAGCUGUAGAUUAAACUCCUCAUAAGAGGCAGUGGACAUGGCUGCUGCUGCUCUUUUAUUGCUUUUUGCAGUGAGCUUUGCCUUUUCAUCUGAAAAUCUGGUUUCUGCAGAAAGAUCUUUUUGCAUCGACUACAAAAACAACUGCUUCCUGAAAGAUGGGAAGCCUUUUCAGUACAUCUCAGGAAGUAUCCACUACUCCAGAGUCCCACGCUACUACUGGAAGGACCGUCUUGUGAAGAUGUACAUGGCUGGACUCAAUGCAGUCCAAGUAUAUGUGCCUUGGAACUUCCAUGAACCGGUUCAUGGAGUCUACAACUUCACAGGAGACAGAGACUUGGAGUAUUUUUUAAGCUUGGCCAACCAGACAGGCCUUCUGGUGAUUCUGCGCCCAGGACCAUACAUCUGUGCAGAAUGGGAAAUGGGUGGAUUACCAGCAUGGCUCCUCCAAAAACCAAACAUCGUACUUCGCUCAGCAGACACAGAUUACUUGGAAGCAGUCAACAACUGGCUAGCUAUUCUCCUCCCCAAAAUCAAGCCAUGGCUCUACAUCAAUGGGGGUAACAUCAUUACCGUCCAGGUUGAAAACGAAUAUGGAAGUUACUUUGCUUGCGACUACAACUACAUGCGUCACCUUCGAACAAUGUUUCGCUUCUUUUUGGGUGAGGACGUCAUCCUGUUCACCACUGAUGGAAACACAGACAAGGAAAUGACAUGCGGGACACUGGACGGAUUAUAUGCCACCGUGGACUUCGGCACAGACACCAACAUAAGUGACGCCUUUAACCGCCAGAGACGAUAUGAACCUAGAGGACCUUUGGUAAACUCUGAGUUCUACACCGGCUGGUUGGACCACUGGGGGGAUCGGCAUGCUGUGGUUGAUGCUCAGAAGGUCAGCAGAGUGCUGGGAGAAAUGCUAGCCAUGGGGGCCAACGUCAACAUGUACAUGUUUGAAGGAGGGACGAAUUUUGGCUACUGGAAUGGUGCGGAUCACGACACCAGGUUCCGCUCAGUGAUAACAAGUUAUGACUACGACGCCCCGCUGACCGAAGCAGGAGACCCCACAGAGAAGCUGCUGGCCAUGAGAGAUGUCAUAAAGCUGUUUAGAGAAGUCCCCUCCGGCCCCAUGCCACCAGCAACUCCCAAGUUUGCUUAUGGCUUUGUCACACUGAAAAAGGUUGGAAACAUUAACGGUGUGUUGGACACAAUUUCUCCUCUGGGUCCGGUCACAUCCAAGUAUCCGCUGAUGUUCGAAGAGAUGAAACAGUACUAUGGUUUCAUGCUGUAUCGGACUACGCUGCCCCAGGACCUCUCAGAGCCCACGCCACUUAUAUCUCCACUGAAUGGAGUUCAUGACCGUGCAUAUGUGUCUGUCAAUGGGGUUUAUCAAGGCCUGCUGGAAAGAGACGCUGUUCUUGUGAUGAAUGUUACUGGACAGCAGGGGGACAUACUGGACAUCCUGGUUGAAAACAUGGGGAGGGUUAAUUUUGGCAGCAAGAUAAAUGAUUACAAGGGCCUGAUGAGCAACUUGAUCUUGGGUAAAGACGCACUGACUGACUGGAAGAUCUACCCUUUGGACAUUGACGGAGCCAUUUCUAGUGGAUGGCCUCAUUCAAAUCAAAAGUCUGUCUCGUCUAAGCAAGCAGCGCUUUCAGCUGGACCAGCUGUCUACAUGGGGACCCUACAACCCAAUGGCCUGGCAUGGGACACCUUCCUCAAGCUAAAAGAAUGGACAAAGGGCCAGGUUUGGAUUAAUGGAGUGAAUUUGGGACGGUACUGGCCAGCCAGGGGGCCCCAGCAGACCCUGUAUGUCCCUGGGCCCCUGCUCAGCACCAGUCUUCCCAACAACAUCACACUGCUGGAGCUGGAGGCAGCACCGGCACACCUGAGGGUUAUUUUUAUGGAUUGGCCUCAGCUCAACAUCACAGCUGGAAAAUCUUGACAUUUAACUUUUUGAUAAAUAUACAAAAGAACGAUUGUCAAAAAAAAAAAAAACCAUUCUUAUAGCUUUCGUUCUUAACAGCAUGCUGAAGAUUUCUUGUAAACUUGUUUUAUUGCAUUUUGAUACAUAAUUCAUCCAAAAUGCUGCAGAAAAUACAACAAAAAUAAUUUUGAAAUAUACUUUUUCCGACCUAAAAUCAAGAGCUUCAAACCGCCAAAAUGCUGCAGUAGUUUUAAUGAGCGAGUCUCCUUCCAAUCAGAAGCUUUUUUAAGUGUCAGGUUUUGCCCGAGGGAACGUUUGCUUUUCGAUGCGCUUGAACGCAGCGCGGGGAGCAGAAUGCAUACUCGAGACAGUGAAACGGGAUCUUCCCAAGUAGAGACUCACCACACAUCCAACACCUCCUGUUGAUGAAAGCAACCCCAAAGCAUGAAGAGAAGAGAAUAACACCAAAUUAAAGCACAAAGCUGGAACAAUUUGGCUAAUUUCAAUAUGCAUCACGAUGGAGCCCAGGUAAAUGAGUCCUUCUGGGGAACUUACUUGACGUUAGAGAGACCGACUCCUGUUGCAGCUGCUUGCUCUGCCAGCCUCCUUUCUGCUGCCAAAGCUCUCUAAGCAAAACAGAAAUGAUCAACAUACUCGCAUAUUUAAAAGAAAUAAAAUCAUACACCAGA
Molecule: messenger RNA, 2727 nt
Organism: Nothobranchius furzeri (turquoise killifish)
Lineage: Eukaryota; Metazoa; Chordata; Actinopteri; Cyprinodontiformes; Nothobranchiidae
Gene: glb1l
Product: galactosidase, beta 1-like
Biological process (GO): carbohydrate metabolic process
Cellular component (GO): vacuole
Molecular function (GO): beta-galactosidase activity
Source: RefSeq, a predicted model, not a curated record